This is a messenger RNA of Pieris napi, 3537 nucleotides long. RefSeq names its product G-protein coupled receptor 52 (gene DopEcR). The transcript is spliced from 4 exons. Gene Ontology annotation, molecular function: G protein-coupled receptor activity; peptide binding. Gene Ontology annotation, cellular component: membrane. The record is from RefSeq and is a predicted model, not a curated record. Bases 303 to 1325 code for a protein of 340 amino acids. NCBI's taxonomy places the organism in Eukaryota, Metazoa, Arthropoda, Insecta, Lepidoptera, Pieridae. Gene Ontology annotation, biological process: G protein-coupled receptor signaling pathway.
GACUUACUGAAUAUGCAUAAAAAAUUUCACAAGAAUCAGUUGAGCCGUUUCGGAGGAGUAUGGUAACGCUGUGUAAGCGAAUUUCUGUUUCAUGAACCACCCUAAUUACACUGACCUAGUACGUAAGCUGUAGAGCUUUUGUAAUGUAUUAGACACAUACUGUCCUUAACCGCGACGGCAUUUCACGACUUACUUUCGCACGAAGCACUUGAAAUAAUCUUCAUAUAUAUUGUACAAAUAAAUUUUCGUGAGCCACGCUGGUGUUAGUGAAAAUAUAAUGGAAAUAUGGAUACCGGGAAACCAUGCCUAGUCGCGCAGUGAGUCGCGGCCCUAUAAUUGGCGAAGUCAGUAUGGCUGACAAUCCCUUCGCGACCUUUGAGUCGCUCACACAAGCCGGCAUCAUAGCGGUGAUCGGAGUAGCUAUCAUCAUAUCCAACUUACUUAUCAUAGUAGCCUUCCUUAAUUUCAAAGGUCUAUCGAACGAGGUGAUAAACUACUACUUGCUGUCGCUGGCCGUGGCAGACCUUCUGUGCGGUGUGUUCGUGGUGCCUCUCUCGAUAUACCCGGCCAUCACCGGUCGCUGGAUGUUCGGGGAUCUGAUGUGUCGGCUCGUCGGCUACCUUGAGGUCACUCUCUGGUCCAUCUCGGUUUACACCUUCAUGUGGAUCUCGGUCGAUCGUUACCUCGCCGUUAGGAAACCGCUCCGUUAUGAGACGGUUAGUCUGACGGUGCAAACGCGCACAAGAAGUCAGUGCUGGAUGGUCUUUACGUGGAUCUCAGCGGCCAUGCUGUGCUGUCCUCCCCUUCUGGGCUACAAAAAGGAUGCAAGCUUCGACAAAGAGACUCUGAUUUGCAUGCUCGACUGGGGGACUACUUAUGCUUACACUGCAACAUUAGCCAUGCUCAUACUUGGCCCUAGCGUCAUAUCAAUCGUCCAUAAUUAUUGGUAUAUAUUUGCCAUGAAGAGAAAGCUUAACAGCGGAGUACCCAUACACGACAAGGAGUACGCGACCGCUUUGGCAGAGAAUUUAGCUAAUCCCAGCCAUUGGAUGAGUUUCGUAAUGGUCACCACGUUCUGGUUGAGCUGGGCCCCAUAUACUGGUGUCAGGAUGUACGAGUAUUUCACGGAUCAGGAAUUAAAGAUGCCCAUGUUGCACUUCGGCAUGGUCUGGCUGGGAAUACUUAACUCUUUUUGGAAAGUCAUAAUCCUCGUAUCCCUCAGCCCGCAGUUUCGUCUAGCGUUACGCAUCUUAUGUCUGACAGCCUGCUGCCGGUCGAAAGGUCGAUUGCAGGCGGCACUAGUGGAACUGGACAACGAUGACUAGGAAUUAAUGGAGUGUUGUGUAGUGAUGAGAUCUCAGACGUGAUAUAAGCAAUAUUAGGUCGCUCAGAUGCGAUGUCGACUGUUAAGUAGGUUAGGACUGCCUUGUUAGAUUUCAUCCGGAAAUCUCAUAUAUGAUUAAAUUUUAUCAAUUUAUUGACAAUAAUAAUUAAUUUUGUAACACUUAUACAUUGAUCAUAUCAUUUAUAUAAAUAUGUUGUUUGUCUUUAACACGAGAAUGUAUAAGUGGUGAAAUAUGUUUCAAUUAGAGUAAUACGUUUGAAGGUAUUGUUGUGAUAAUUAUAGAGUAUGUACUUACCCCUUGAGUUUUAUAUAGGAACUGUCGGCUAAUCUUCAUAACAUAAAUCAAACAUAAAGCGAAAACUGUAGUGGAAGGUUUAUUUAAAGCACUGCCCUUCCCUGAUUCGCUGACAUUGGAAAAUGGAGAGGUAUUGAGAUUGGCCGAUACAUGAUCGUACUCGAAAGCCCAAAAUGAAAAAGCUCAUAAUAUUAAUUAAACAAUAUUCAAAUUAUUCGUCAGUAAUAAAGUCGCCGGUUCGAGGUAGAUUAGAGAUUGCUGUCUUAUUUCACGAUGCAGGCUAACAUGGCCUUGUAUACAGUUGCAUGACAAAAGAGCCAAAUUCUAGUGAAAUGUAGAAUAUUAUGUUGCGGUAUUUUUGAAGUGAAACUUCUUUAUCUACGUUGGAAAAAAUUUUACGUACGUCACAUUUUUCCAUUACGCGCCAUCUUUUUCUUGUCCGGCGAUAUCGGAUCCAAUUCAUUGAUUAGUUGCAAGAUUUGUUGUUUGUGAAGUUUGCCUACCUCUGAAAACUAACUUCAGGCUUACCGCAACGUACUGUUAUUUAUAUUGGAUAAUUUUUUCACAAUAUAUUUAAUAAAUAUUGCAGUAUUUAAUUUAGUUACAAAUAGAAAUUAUGCUUUUAAAUCAUUAUUAUUUAUGUCAAAAACCGUGUAGUGCGUUCAUAAAAUGUAUAAAAUUUAUAUUAAUAACAAAAAUAUAUAAUAACGAUAACAAUGAUAGUAAUAAUUCUAUAACAAUUAAUCAAAUUCUGGAAAAAUCUUAGUAGUAAUAAGGUAAAAUUAAAUAAUUGUAUUAUUUGUUUUCAAGUUUAUAAUAUGUAAAGGCCUUUUGUUAAACUUUAUCUAAUUUAACUUUAACUAACCAAUUUCUGUAAAGUUGCAUAUAUUAGAAUCUAAUGAUCUAAUAAUUAGAUCAUUUUUCAAAAAAUAAGGUCAUAAAGAGGUUUCACUUCUUACGUGUGUACACUAGAACACGCACACAUUUUUUUUAUACAAUCUAAAAACGUACUUAAGAAAAGUGAUACAGUUAUUAUUUUAUACGGAUACUAUGUCGCUUGUUAUUUUCUUAUUUUCAAUGUGGGACAUGGAAAAAUGUGAUCGCGUAGAUUUAUUAUACAUAUUGUAGAAGUAAUUGUUUUUAUAACAUUACCACUAUUAACAGAUAUUGGAUAGGCACGUCUUUUGUAAAGGCAUCUUCAGUGGCCAUUAUGCACAGUUGGACUGCAUAACACGACAUAGACUUUGUGUGUUAAGAUAGCACUUAUUAAAAUUAUAUUCAACCAGUCUAAAGUUGAUUACCGUUAAAAUUCUUAGAAAAAUAUCAUCUAUGUAUUUGGCAUAGCCUUUCAAAGGAAUUCAUAAGCGUCUGUAGCCUUAAUUAGUUUUAUACAGACAUAUGACAAAAUAUUCAUUCAGCUAUUUGCGUUUAUCAAUAAGGAUAAGUUAUGACAUAUUCUUUUUGACUAUUUGAGUGUUUUUUUACAUCAAAAACCUGAAGUAGCACAUGAGUUUUUUUAGUAUAAUGAUAUCAUCUAAAUGUGUAUAUGUACGCGAUGGUUGCCAUUUUGAUAACUUUAUAAUAUAAUGUUAAAAAUACGUAAUAUUAUAUUAAAAAUAAUCAAUAUAAGAAGAAUAAUAGAUGAGUGAGACGUUACGUACGACAUAAUUUACCACCAGCCUGUAUAAAAUUAGAAGGUUGAUUUAAUUUUUUAUGUGAAAAUUUAAGUAAAUUUGAUUGCAAAAAAUUAUAAACGGUAAUCCGCUGAAGACUGUAUAAUUUAUAGUUGUGAUUUUUGUACAUCUAACUGUUACUAGAUAAUUUUGAAUCGCUAUAAAUAAUGCCAUAUAAAUAUUAUAAGAAUAAUAAUACGCUUAAUUUAUAAUAGACAAGUUAA